AUAUGCGCGCGCUAUAAACAGAAUAGAGAGAGCUAGCUAGAGGAGCUAGCUACAUGUGAUGUAGGCGCCUCUCCAGAUCCGAAGCAGCCAUGCUCGUCCAGCCAUCAUUUGAAUUGUAACUUACAGUGUACUCCCUCACAGUCCAGUAAUGAAACCAAAGAAGCGACAAAGGGUGACACCCAACGUUGUGGCAUCAAAAUGGAUCCAAGGAAAAAAAGACCAGGAUCAUUUUGAAUGCCAUUACUUUGGCCCAUUAAAAGGAAGAGGAGUAGUUGUGACACGCGAUAUACAAAAAGAUGAGUUUCUCUUACAGUAUGCUGGAAAUCUGAUAAAUGGCACCGAUGGAGAGAACCUUGAAAUUCAGAAUGCUACUGGUUUUAGAUUCUUCUUUACUGCUAAAAAUGGCACAAAGAUGUGCAUUGAUGCAACCGAUGAGCCAACUGGUGGGCCAAUGCUCGGGAGAUUGGUCAAUCAUGGCAUAGGAAAAUCAUCAAAUGUUAAACUCCGUGUUGUAGAAGAUGAAGGCACCCCUUUCUUAUGUUUGUUUGCAUCCAAGGACAUUGAAGCACAAACCGAACUCCUGUAUGACUAUGGAGUGCCAUUGCAAUUCAAUCAGGAUGAAAUGAUUAAUCCGAUAUCGAGUCCUCCAUCGGUGAAGAAUUCAGAUGCUGUCAAGGAUAAUGCCAGCUGCUCUAGCUUUCCACACCAUCAUGUUGAAGAAGAGAUUGAAAUUCUUCAUGUAGAACUCAUGCAGUCUCUGUCUGUGGAAAAACCUGAUUUAGACAAAAGCAUGCAAAUCAUGGCAAGGAUUGACAAGGUGAUUGAAAAUCUACCUCCCAGUCUAACAACCCUUUUGAAAAAAAAUAUGGGAUUUAUCCAGACAAUAAAAAAGGUGUGCAGAUAUAAGCCCAGUAUCAUAGUAAGCCGGAGAGCCAAAGAUCUUUUCAGCAAACUGAAGUCACGUGUAGUGUGCCAGGUGCAUCAUUCGGAAGGUGUGAUAUAUCCUCCCACCAGAAAUCGAUCUGAUGCUGAACAGAUACUCCCUGAAUCAGGACCACCUGCUGAUUUGAGUAGAUGUGUGAUCUAUCCUCCCACCGGUAAUCGAUCUGAUGCUGAACAGAUACCUUCUGAAUCAGGACCACCUGCUGAUUUGAGUGAAGGUGUGAUUUAUCCUCCCACCAGUAAUCGAUCUGAUGCUGAACAGAUACUCCCUGAUGAUGAACAGCCACUCCUAGAAGCAAGACCACCUGCUGAAUUGAUUAAAGGUGUGAUAUCUCCUCCCACCAGAAAUCGAUCUGAUGCUGAACAGAUACUCCCUGAAUCAGAACCACCUGCUGAUUUGAGUAAAGGUGUGAUAAAUCCUCCCACCAGCAAUCGAUCUGAUGCUGAACAGAUACUCCCUGAUGAUGAACAGCCACUCCUAGAAGCAAGACCACCUGCUGAUUUGACUAAAGGUGUGAUAUGUCCUCUCAUCAGCAAUCGAUCUGAUGCUGAACAGAUAAUCCCUGAAUCAGGACCACCUGCUGAUUUGAGUAGAGGUGUGAUCUAUCCUCCCACCGGUAAUCGAUCUGAUGCUGAACAGAUACCUUCUGAAUCAGGACCACCUGCUGAUUUGAGUAAAGGUGUGAUAAAUCCUCCCACCGGCAAUCAAUUUGAUGAUGAACAGCCACCCCCUAAAGCAAAACCACCUGCUGGUUUGAGUAAAGGUGUGAUAUGUCGUCCCACCGGCAAUCAAUCUGAUGAUAAACAGCUACUCCCUGAAUCAAGACCACCAGCUGAUUUGAGAAAAGGUGUGAUAUAUCCUCCCAACAGCGAUCAAGCUGAUGAUGAACAGCCUCUCACUGAAGCAAGACCUCCUGCUGAUUUGAGUGAAGGUGUGAUUUAUCCUCCCACCAGUAAUCAAUCUGAUGCUGAACAGAUACUCCCUGAUGAUGAACAGCCACUCCUAGAAGCAAGACCACCUGCUGAUUUGACUAAAGGUGUGAUAUGUCGUCCCACCGGCAAUCAAUUUGAUGAUAAACAGCUACUCCCUGAAUCAAGACCACCAGCUGAUUUGAGAAAAGGUGUGAUAUAUCCUCCCAACAGCGAUCAAGCUGAUGAUGAACAGCCUCUCACUGAAGCAAGACCUCCUGCUGAUUUGAGUGAAGGUGUGAUUUAUCCUCCCACCAGUAAUCGAUCUGAUGCUGAACAGAUACUCCCUGAUGAUGAACAGCCACUCCUAGAAGCAAGACCACCUGCUGAUUUGACUAAAGGUGUGAUAUGUCGUCCCACCGGCAAUCAAUUUGAUGAUAAACAGCUACUCCCUGAAUCAAGACCACCAGCUGAUUUGAGAAAAGGUGUAAUAUAUCCUCCCAACAGCGAUCAAGCUGAUGAUGAACAGCCACUGCCUGAAGCAAGACCACCUGCUGAUUUGAGAAAAGAUGUGAUAUAUCCUCCCACCGGUAAUCGACCUACACGUAAUGAUGAACAGCCACUUCCUGAAGCAAGACCACCAGCUGAUUUGAGUGAAGGUGUGAUUUAUCCUCCCACCAGUAAUAGAUCUGAUGCUGAACAGAUACUCCCUGAUGAUGAACAGCCACUCCUAGAAGCAAGACCACCUGCUGAAUUGAUUAAAGGUGUGAUAUCUCCUCCCACCAGAAAUCGAUCUGAUGCUGAACAGAUACUCCCUGAAUCAGAACCACCUGCUGAUUUGAGUAAACGUGUGAUAUAUCCUCCCAACAGCGAUCAAGCUGAUGAUGAACAGCCACUGCCUGAAGCAAGACCACCUGCUGAUUUGAGAAAAGAUGUGAUAUAUCCUCCCACCGGUAAUCGACCUACACGUAAUGAUGAACAGCCACUUCCUGAAGCAAAACCACCAGCUGAUUUGAGUGAAGGUGUGAUUUAUCCUCCCACCAGUAAUCGAUCUGAUGCUGAACAGAUACUCCCUGAUGAUGAACAGCCACUCCUAGAAGCAAGACCACCUGCUGAAUUGAUUAAAGGUGUGAUAUCUCCUCCCACCAGAAAUCGAUCUGAUGCUGAACAGAUACUCCCUGAAUCAGAACCACCUGCUGAUUUGAGUAAACGUGUGAUAAAUCCUCCCACCAGCAAUCGAUCUGAUGCUGAACAGAUACUCCCUGAUGAUGAACAGCCACUCCUAGAAGCAAGACCACCUGCUGAUUUGACUAAAGGUGUGAUAUGUCCUCUCAUCAGCAAUCGAUCUGAUGCUGAACAGAUAAUCCCUGAAUCAGGACCACCUGCUGAUUUGAGUAGAGGUGUGAUCUAUCCUCCCACUGGUAAUCGAUCUGAUGUUGAACAGAUAUUCCUUGAAUCAGGACCACCUGCUGAUUUGAGUAAAGGUGUGAUAAAUCCUCCCACCGGCAAUCAAUUUGAUGAUGAACAGCCACUCCCUAAAGCAAGACCACCUGCUGGUUUGAGUAAAGGUGUGAUAUGUCGUCCCACCGGCAAUCAAUCUGAUGAUGAACAGCUUCUCCCUGAAGCAAGACCACCAGCUGAUUUGAGAAAAGGUGUGAUAUAUCCUCCCACCAGUAAUCGAUCUGAUGAACAGGCACUUCCUCAGACAAGACCACCUGCUGACUUGAGUAAAGAUGUGGUAUAUCCUCCCACCUGCAAUCAAUCUGAUGAUGAUGAACAGCCUCUCACUGAAGCAAGACCUCCUGCUGAUUUGAGAAAAGGUGUGAUAUAUCCUCCCACCAGCACUCGAGCUGAUGAUGAACAGCCACUUCCUGAAGCAAGGCCCUCUGCUGAUUUGAGAAAAGGUGUGAUAUAUCUCCUCGCUGAAUCGCAACCAUUGGGACAACCCACUGCAUCGUUAUCUUUGAUUACAGAUGUUGUUGUAGAUAGCUUCGAAGAAGACGGUAGUGAUGACGACUCAGACACAAUGGUUGUUGUUAAAAGGAGGCGUUUGCAUUCACAAACUUUCUCUGACAUAGACAGUGAUGAUGAUCCCUCAUACGUGCCGUCUGAUUGCUCACCAAACAGGAGUGAUAGUGAUACUUUUCCUGUACCCGAUGAAAUGGAGACGGGCAAUGAAGAGCCACAUGUCAAGACACAAGUCACAUCUUCAAAAUCAGCACAAUGCUCUGAAGAAAAAGAAAGGAAACAGCCAUAUAAGAAGCCCUAUCGCUUUUGCAUGUACUGCAAGAAACAUAUGUCAAAACUCUCAGAUCACUUAAAAAAUAAACACCGCAAUGAAGAAAGAAUACAAUAUGCACUCGGUUUACCUACAAAGGAGCGAAUUGAAGAAUUUGAUAGAAUCAGAAAAGAAGGGACCUUUGAAGUUAACAAAAUCAGAGCAAAAGAUGACAAUCCACAAUUUCAGAGAGAAAGGUCAAGCGCAUCCAAUUCUGUUGUAAUAUGUAGCAACUGUUCAGGGGCUUACUCUGCUCCAUACAUGAGAAGGCAUAAGCAUCAUUGUGAAUACAAGUCUGAUUCCUCCAAGCCUUCAAUGCACAUUCCAGCAUCAUUUCUUUCAGUUAUGAAUGAUACAGAUUCGUCAUUUAUUUCUGAAAUUCUCAGCAAGUUCAGAAAAGAUGAAGUUGGCCAACUCUGUCAAGGCGAUCCCAUACUUCGGGAAAUAGGAAAGAGGCUGUGGUUAAAGCAGAACAAGAAGCCUGACAAAAAAACUGAAGUACGGAAGUCGGUCAUGACUGACAUGCGAAGACUUGCCAGACUUUACCUAACCCUGAUCUCAGUGCAGGAUAAUCUUGGGCCUCUUCUUGUAAAGGCAGGAAAUGUAUCUGACCUGAUGCAACGCUCCAACUUCCAGCACCUAGAAGUAGCAGUGCAGCAGUACACUGAGAGGAGAGAAGAAGGUGAAGGCUUGGGUGUCAAAGCAGGUUUGAAGUUAGGAGUAUUCUACCUCCUGAAAUCGAGCAGCAAAAUACUGAAAGCAAUGUACUUGAUGGAUGAUAAGGACAAUGAAGCAGAUCAAAUUGACAGAUUUACUGCUGUUCUUGAUCUUCAACACAAUCAAAUAUUUGGCGAUGCUACAUAUCAUCUAAACAAAAGGAGGGAAGAAAAGUUACGAAGACCAAGUGGGCAGCCAUUGGAAGCUGACAUUAAGGCAGUUAGAGAUUACACAACCUCAAGAAUCACAGAGCUACUUGAAGAUACCCUGGCAUUCUGGGAUAGGCAUCGUUUUGUUGAAUUGAGAGACUGCCUCGUAUCACGACUCACAUUGUUCAAUGCCCGGAGAGGGGGAGAGCCUAGCCGUUUAUAUAUCAAGUGCUGGCAAGACGCAAAGGAAGGAGCAUGGCUGGACAAGCAACAGCUGGCCACAUUAGACUCCAUAGACAAAGCCCUUGUCGAGGAUUUAAAGGUUGGGUACCAGUUGGGAAAGGGAAAGCAUUUAAUCCCUGUGCUUUUUCCCACAGACACCCAUGAGGCAUUGGACAAGUUGAUUAACAAAGAAAUUCGAUCGUGUGCAGGAAUAGGAAACGACAACAACUACCUAUUCCCAACAACCAGUGGUGCCAAUUCCCAUGUAUCCGGAUGGCAUGCCUUGGACAACAUAUGUGAGUGUGUGACCCUCGAUGAUAAGCAGUCAAUCACAGCAACUAAAAAUAGACACCGUGUGAGUGUACUCUUUGCACUUUCACAUAUUCCAGAAAGAGAGAGGUCUUUCAUCUUUAAACAUCUAGGACACUCACAGGAAACAAACGAAAAUAUCUAUCAGGCACCCCUGGCACUCAAAGAAGUUACAGUUGUUGGGAGGCAACUCCAAAUGAUGGAUAAAGGAGAUAUAAUGGAUCCUGCGACCAGCAGUGAACAAGUGAAGCCUCAAGUGAAGCCUCAAGUGAAGCCUCAAGUGAAGCCAUCAGGUCGUAACUAUACACAAUGGCGGAAAUCUGAUGAAAAGGAGCUGUUGGCACAUUUCAAAGAAUAUAUCAAUGGAGAAGCAACAAAGAAGCUUCCGGGAAGGAAGGAAAUCUUUAUAUUCCUGAAAGCACACCCAUCGUUUCCUCACCCUUGGCAGACAGUGCGCACAAAAAUGAUGAAUGUAGUGUACAACAAAAACAAAAGAUUCCCUAAAGUAGUGUAACGGGCCAAAACAGGAAUUUUCAUUUCAUUUUUAUGCCUCCGCCCACUGAUCAUCGUGCAUGAGUUUCCGGGUCACAUGAUUAAGAUCAAAGUUCAUUUAGGGUCAAUGAACUUAGACAUGGUUAAAGGAGAAUGAAACUCUUGGAGCAAGUUAGCUUUUGUGAAAGCAGAAAAAUCAAAGAAUAAGAUCAACAAAAGUUUGAGUAAAAUAGGACUAGCAAUAGAAGAGUUAUGAGCAUUUGAAUGUCGAGAUCACUAAUGCUAUGGAGAGCCUCCCAUUGGCAAUGCGACCAAGAUCUAUGAUGUCACACUCAGAUGAACAACUCUCCCCUUUUGGACACUGAAAAUAUACCCCAAAAACAUCUCCUUUUGCUCAUUCUAAUCAUAUGACAAACGAUUCAUCAAUGAUAUAAUGUUGUGAAACCUCUGUACUUGUCCUCUCAUAAAGAGAACACCUUACCUUGUGAUAGACUCUAUAAAAGUGAGAAUAUAAGUGAAAUAAGUACUAAAGUAAUGAGGGAGUUGUACGUGUGUGACAUCACAGAUCUAGGUCGCAUUGCCAAUGGGAGGAUCUACAUGGCAUUAGUGAUCUCAAUAUUCAAAUGCUCAUAACUUUCUUAUUAUUCAUUCAAUCUUCCUCAAACUUUCAACAAUAUGUUUCUUUGAUUUUUCUCUUUGAUAUGGAUUCUGCUGGUUUCAAGGGUUUCAUUCUCCUUUAAGGUUUUUUUAAAUGUCAUCAUAACUUAGGAAGUAUAAUAUGGACCUAGUUCGUCAAACUUGGACAUAAGGGUAACCAAGUAUCACUGAUCAUCUUGCAUGAGUGUCCAGGUUGCAUGAUCAAGGUCAAAGGUCAUUUAGGGUCAAUGAACUUGGACCAUGGUUAAGUUUUUUUUUUAAUGUCGUCAUAACUUUAAAAUUAUAAGGGCCUAUUUUAUGAAACUUGGACAAAAGGUAAUUCAAGUAUUGCUAAUAAUCUUGCAUCAGUGUCAGGUCACAUGAUCAAGGUCAAAGGGUCAAUGACAUUUGAACAUGUUGGGGUAACAGCACUGAAAUCUUAACUGUUAGUUUUUUAAAUGUCAUCAUCAUGGGCCUAUUUCAUGAACUUGAACAUAAGGGUAAUCAAGUAUCACUGACUAUGAGUUGCAAGUCGCAUGGUCAAGGGCAAUGGCCAUUUAUGAACUUUGACCAUGUUUUGGUUAUCAAAAUUGAAAUCUUAACCAUGUUGUUUUUUACAAAGUCAGCAUUGCUGCUAUAUUGAAUUGCGUAAUGCAGGCGAGACUGCCAGAGGCAUUCCACUUGUUUGAAAAUAAGGUUAAUGCUUUAGGCAAAUCAUCCGCAUUCAGUUGAUGAAGCAACCCAAACGAAGAUGAUAUAAAUCGUGUAUUUUUAACAUUUUAUUGGAAUAAAAUAAAUGAUUAAUAUGAGCUAAUCUGUUUUUACGAAAAACUAAUUCUAUCUGCCCUUUUUUGUAACAAAAAUAAUUUGUCUAGCUGAAUUCUGGAGGCGUUGCCCUAUGCUAAUACUCCAUAAUUCAAAUAAGGGAGAAUAAGUGUACAAUACAAGUUUAGCAAAAUGUUGGGAGGGAACGUUGUUUUCGGCAGUUUGUUGAUAACACCAACAUUUCUAGACAAUAAUUUGCUUAGAUAUGAUGUGUAUAUACUUUCCAUGAAAGUUAGUUGUCUAUAAACAGACCAAUAAGUAUGUUUGUAACUGUAAAAGUUACAGUAAUAUUUUUGUAAUCUAAAACAUAUUGUUGUUGGUUGAUAAUAACAUUGAUAUUGUACUUUGAUGAGUUAAUAUUGAUAUCAAUUUAAAGGGAAGGUGAACCCUGGCAAUAAAUGGGUUUCAAUAAACAGAGAUCAGCAAGAGAAGUAAUUUUUCUAUUUUUCUAUUUCUAUGGAUAAUGCAAAUUGGCAAUGCACUGGGACAAAGGAGUGGUCAACUCCCAUAUGUUAUAUAUGUUGAGAGAUAUUUGAAUUCUUCAUUAAUUAAGCUAAUGCCCGAUUUUUUUUUUAUUGGAUGAAAAUUGUAUUGAAGUGAAUUGAAUUUAAAUGCCUAUUGACUACAGUUUCAUGCUAAUACAUUUACUUAUAAAUACAAAUAGUAUCAAACAGUCAUGUCAGGUUGACUCCUCAAGCAAUUUCUAUAUAAAGACAUGUUGGCCACUUUUAUUCAUAACGUACAUACAUAAUUUUCACAUUUAGUGUAUGAGUAUUUCACUUUGUUUAUAGUACAUGAUAAAAGGAAUGUACAAUUAUUAUGCCAAGAGUAAGAACUGAGCAAGGGAAAACAUCAAUUUCACUCAUGUCAAAAAUCUGGAUUGGUUUACCAUUAGAGAUUUAACAUAUUUGGACAACUAAUCUUUUUUGUAUAAUAGUCUUAAGAAAUGUUUGUUAUGCAAGUAUGUGUAGUUUACAUACUAUGCUGUAUUAUUAUUAUAUAGACCUACAUUUUGCGAUUUGUAGCCCCCCCCCCCAAUAAUUUUACCAAAUGUGUAGAAAAAAAUGUAAAUUGCCUAUUAUCAGGCUCGCUUGCAUUCAUGUUCAGUUAAAUGCUAUUUAAAAUGUAUUUUCUCAAACUCAACUGCUUUGCUCACUCGCAUUCAUGUUAAAUGCUAUUUAGAAUACAUAGCUCCUCAAGCUCAAUCACUUUGCUGGCUCACAUUCCUGUUAUUUGAAAUGCGUGGUUUCAUACUUGCUUGCGCUUCACUCGCUUGCAUUCAUGUUAAAUGCUCUUUCAAAAUGCGUAGAUUCUCAGGCUCGCUCGCUAGCAAUAAAAAGAGCAUAGGGCCUAUUUUUAAAUGCAAUGCUUCUCGGGCAGAAUGCGUAUUCAAUUUGCAAAUUUCUGAAGCUCGAUCGUAUCGCUUAUCCACGUUUUCCGGGUGUGUUUGUGGUGUGAGGGGAGGGGGGGGGGGGGUUGGUCAGCUUGGGAAAUUUUUGCCCGAUCCCCAAUCCUGAAAAUUGAUCGACACCCCUGAACACUUACUGUAAUUUGUUACAUGGGUGAAUACCAAAAGUUUUAUAUUCAGUUUUGUUAAUGUCAUUCAAAACUGCCAUAUAUUUGUAUCCAAAUAAGCUAUACUCUAGGUAAUUGUAUUGUACAUGCAUGUAGAGCACCCUGUUAUAAAGGUGCAGGGUCCUGCCCCCUAUUUUAAAUAGAUAUGAUUUUAAUGAAUUUCAAAUUUGGAUAUUUAUGUUUUUAUGCUCAAAGAAACUUCUACCUCGGUCUUUACUUAAUAUUUUAAUUUUAAUUACAAUGUUCAUUGUCAUUUAAUUCAAAAUUCCUCCAAUUACCACAUACCCCAAAAUACUCUCAUCUGUCUUUCAAAACUCAAUAUUUUAUGAAGGUUCAGUUACUUGGAACAGCAUUCCCGAUUAUAUCAAACAAAGUUGUACUUUGUCUGUUUGUACAUUUGUCCCUUCUUUUUUCUUUCCCUUUUGUACACUUUAUAUAUACAUAUAUACAUGUGUAUAUCUAUGUUGUAGAUUUCUGUCAAUAUUUGCCUUUCUACAGAAAUCCGUACUUACACUUUUUCAUGCAAUAACUGUUUCUUUGUAUUUCUUUGUAUUUUUUUAAUGAUCUAUAUUUCUAUGUGAAUAUGUUUGUAACCUCUAUUGUAUUUUUGUGUGUGAAAGUGUUAAAUGAAAUCUGAAUUGAAUUGAAUUUACUUGAAUUUGGAAUAUUAACUUCUUAUCUAGGGUCAUUUUUAUCAAUCUUUCUGUAUUCUGCUGUAAAUUCUUGUGUUACAUAAUGUUUUGAACAACACUGGUAUUAAAGUUUCAGUU
Messenger RNA from Lytechinus pictus (painted urchin), 9824 nucleotides. RefSeq lists its product as uncharacterized. The record is from RefSeq and is a predicted model, not a curated record. NCBI's taxonomy places the organism in Eukaryota, Metazoa, Echinodermata, Echinoidea, Temnopleuroida, Toxopneustidae. The transcript is spliced from 12 exons. Gene Ontology annotation, molecular function: protein binding. Bases 149 to 6040 code for a protein of 1963 amino acids.